Messenger RNA from Pleuronectes platessa (European plaice), 1292 nucleotides. Its product is annotated as E3 SUMO-protein ligase ZBED1-like. NCBI's taxonomy places the organism in Eukaryota, Metazoa, Chordata, Actinopteri, Pleuronectiformes, Pleuronectidae. The record is from RefSeq and is a predicted model, not a curated record. The coding region runs from base 456 to 1292 and encodes 278 amino acids. The transcript is spliced from 3 exons.
ACAAGACGACAACAAAUAAGCUAACUAAUGCUAUCGCUAAAUGGGUCGCAACCGACUGCAGACCCAUCAACAUCGUUGAAGACAAGGGGCUUCGAGACAUUAUCCAGAUCGCCUCAGGGGACUCAUCCUACAAAACGCCUUCGAGGGGAACUAUUGUCACAAGAAUCCAUGAACUAUAUGGAAGUGAAAAGGAAAGGAAAGUGGAGCAGUUGGCACGAGCUUCAUUUAUUGCACUGACAAGAGACCACUUGACAUCAGUAAGCAACCAUAACUAACUCGGCAUAACAGCUCAUCUAAUAGAUGAUAAUUGGCAGCUGCACUCGUUUGCGUUAGGUGUAGUGAAAACAGAGGAGAGGCAUUUCGCCGAAGCAUGCGCUCGCCAGUUUCUUGACGUUGCUAAAGAGUGGGGGAUAACGGAAAGGGUCAUCACUAUUGGAACAGAUAGUGCUCGUAAUAUGGUAGCGGCAGCCAGGAGUCUACCAUUCGAGCAUAUGCCUUGUGUAGCGCACAUUAUUCAGCGGACGAUCACGGUGUCUCUCCGUGACAGCGGGUUUGAUGGUGCAUUAGCCAAGUGCCGUAAAAUCGUUGGACAUUUUAAACACAGUCCUGCAAACACAGCGGAGUUGAAAGUUCAGCAAGCUUCCCAUGGACAGACAGAAGGGUCACUCAUCCAGGAUGUAGCCACACGCUGGAAUUCAACACUGGAGAUGAUAAAGCGUAUCCAGCACAACAAAGAGCCACUAAAGGCAACACUUGCCCAGCAGAAGCACAACUUGGCCACGCUAACCUCAGCUGAAUAUGACCGGCUAGCAAAUUUGGAAACACUGCUGGAGCCAUGCAGGUAUGUUACUGAGCUCUUGGGGGGUGACAAAUAUGUUUCCUGCUCUGUGGUCCUGCCUGCACUCUGCCACCUUCUGCGUACAAUGGAGAUUUCCGAUGUUGACCCUGCCUACAUAGUGCGCUUCAAGGCUGUAUUCAAAGGGGACCUCAACACAAGAAAGGAGAACACAAACCUGUCAUGGUUAAAGCUAGCAACAGCUCUAGAUCCCAGAUUCAAGGACCUCAGGUGCCUGUCCAAAGCAGAGAGGGAAGAGGUGUGGCAAAAGCUGAGUCAGAUGCUGAAGGACAGAGAUACUGAAUCACAGCCCUGCAGCGAUGAAAUGGAACCAGAACCACCAAAGAAGAAAGUGGCUCUCCUACUGUUGGGGUCAGAGUCAGAGUCUGAUGAGGAUGCAAAUUUUAAUGACAAAACUCUGGACAGAAAUGCGGCCACAGACUCAGGGGUUUCUUAA